This is a messenger RNA of Meleagris gallopavo (turkey), 340 nucleotides long. The record is from RefSeq and is a predicted model, not a curated record. Lineage: Eukaryota; Metazoa; Chordata; Aves; Galliformes; Phasianidae.
CGCCGUGUCCCCGCCUGGCCGCAGUCUGCAGGGGAGCUGGAGAACGAUGAGCGCACGGCCGCCGUCCUCUCGGAGCUGGUGAGCACCGCCUGCGGGCUGCGGCUGCCGCGCGGCCACGAGCCGCCCUUCAAACGGCUCUCAGUGGUUUUUGGGGAGCAUUCCCUCCUGGUCACCGUUUCGGGGCAGAAGCUCUUCGUGGUGAAGCGACAGAACCACGUCCAGGAACCCAUCACGGCCUGAGUGUCCCCAAAGUGUCCCCAAAGUGUCCCCAAAGUGUCCCCAACCGCCCCCAAAGUGUCCCCUCCCCACACUGUGACAAUAAAUUAUGUCCUCACGUGUC